UAGGCGUUAGCGCUUAUAUAACCAUCGAAGCACAAGCUUUUUCAAUAUUCAGUCGACACUGUCGGAGAAGGGCGUUUGUUUCGAAAAUGGCAGUGUGCUGGAAAAUAAUGGUGCCGCUCCUCGCUGCCUUCUUGGCGGUGGCGAGUGCCGGUCUCGUCGGUGGGCCCAUGGACGCGGACAUUAAUGAACAAGGCGUCAAAGACGCCUUGCAGUUUGCGGUUGUGCAGCACAACAAAGCGAGCAACGACAUGUUUGUGAGCCAAGUGAAAAAAGUAAUCAAGGUGCAGAAACAGGUUGUUGCUGGCUUGAAGUACAUCUUCACAGUGCAGAUGGCCCGGACCUCCUGCAAGAAGGGCGGAGUUGAGAAGCUGUGCAAUUUCCACGAGGACCCCCAGGUUGCACAGCCCUACGAAUGCACUUUUGAGGUGUGGAGCCGCCCCUGGUUGAGCGACAUCCAAGUGGUGAAGAACACCUGCAACAAAUAGGAGUCUGGAGAACUAGUUUCCUGCAUUACUUUAAACUCCACUCACCAAAUAUAUUAACACCAUACCUUUUGUUGUCGUUGGCUCAUAACUAAUCCAUUGAUGUAUCAAGAGUAUUGCUUUUCCAGUGUUUUAAAAAACCUUUUAAAUAUUUUAGUUCAGUGUUUCCUUUGGGGAGAUUUUAAAUGCAGACAAAUUGAGUUGAAUUGGUAGUUCAAGCUAUGCAAUCAAAUCAGACAUAAAUGAAUUAAAAUAAAUGGUUGUUAAAAUGUU
This is a messenger RNA of Megalops cyprinoides (Indo-Pacific tarpon), 755 nucleotides long. Its product is annotated as cystatin-like. Gene Ontology annotation, molecular function: cysteine-type endopeptidase inhibitor activity. The record is from RefSeq and is a predicted model, not a curated record. The transcript is spliced from 3 exons. The coding region runs from base 87 to 485 and encodes 132 amino acids. NCBI's taxonomy places the organism in Eukaryota, Metazoa, Chordata, Actinopteri, Elopiformes, Megalopidae.